AUGUUUGAGAAACAAAAUAAAAAAUUGGAUUCUGUAGAUAAUGCAAUAAAUUAUUUAAAACAAAUUUUAAAUAAAUGGGAUAAAGAUUCUCGUUUAAUUAUUUCUGGUUCACUUUUAUUAAAUGCCCAGAUUUUUGGUUCAGACAUUGAUUGCCUUGUUGUUUUACCUAAUAAACAAAUAGAAAUUAAUAAUUGGGAAAUUAUUUUUGAAGAAAAAUUUUUUGGAAAAAUUUCUAAUAAAUGUAACAUUAAAUUGAGAAAAUGUGAGGAAGAAAUGGAUAAUUCGCUUUAUUGUUUACUUUGUAGAGAUGUCAGAAUUCAAUUUAUCAAAGAAAUUCCUGGUCGAGUACCUUUAAUUAAAAUUAAUUUUCUUGGUUAUGAUUUUGAUUUAAUUUUUAUUUUAUUUUCAAAAAAUUUAUUUAACCAAAUUAAUUCAAUUUAUCAAAAUAAUAAACAACCAAAAAUAAAUGAAAUUGAUGAAAUUAUUGCAAAAUUUGUUUUUGAAUUGGGGGGACCUGAAGAAAUAAAUAAUGAAAAUAAUAAACAUUUUGGGAUGGUUUUGGCACUUUCUGGUUAUCGUUCAAAUUUACAAAUAAAUUUAAUGACAGAAUACAACAAACAUUCAUUUCGUUUAGCAUUAUUAACACUUAAAGUUUGGGCAAAAAAUAAUCACAUUUAUGGAACACAAUAUGGCUUCUUUGGAGGUCCAGCUUUGUCAAUAAUUCUUUGUUAUAUUUUAAAUUUAUAUGGCAAUAAUGUUCCUCCUCCAAUUUUUAUUUUAUUAAAAAAUACUUUAGAAUUAUUUACUUUUAGAUUUUGGAAUUCACCAUUAAUGUUAGAAAUUCCUCAAAAUUAUUUAAAUAUUCGAAAUUUGUUAGAUUGGAAUUUAAAUAAAGAAGCAGAAAAUCGUUUAAAAUUAAUUCCAACAAAUUUACGUAAUUAUUUAAUUAAACAUUCACAAAUUAUUUGGCCAAUUAUAACCCCUGGUUUUCCUACACAAAAUGUUUUGUUUAAUAUUAAUGAUUCUACUUCACAAAUAAUAGAGAGGGAAGUACAUAAAGGAUUACAAAAAUUGGUGAUAUUACAAGAUAAUAUUAAUCAAAAUAAACCUUUAUGGACUGUUAAAAAUCUUUGGGGAAAUUUUUUGAGAAAAGAAGAAAACUUUGAAGAAAAGUACAAGCAUUAUUUGUGUAUUGUGUGUAGUUAUUCAAAUAAAAGUGAAUAUGGUGUUGAUUUUUGUGAUUUUGUUGGAACUAGAAUUAGAUUACAAUUAUUAUUUUCUAUAGAAAUAUUGCCGUUUAUUUCUUUUUGUCAUUUAAAUCCAAAAAAAUUAAAAAAAGAAAAUGAAAAAUGUUUUUUAAAAAAAGAAGAAGAAAAUAAUUAUUGUACAAUUUGGUUAGUAGGGAUUUCAACAAAACAAUGGUAUAAACAAAAAUUUGAAGGAAAUGAGUGGGAAAAUGCUUUAAAAAAUUUUGUAUAUUAUAUUGAACAUUUUGGUUUUAGAAAAAAAUAUCCAGAAAUUUCAGCAAAAGAAGGGGGGAAUUUAUUUAAUUUAAAGGUUUUGUAUUUAACUGAUGAACAAGUCAAGAAUAAAUGGAAUUUAUAA
This is a messenger RNA of Meloidogyne enterolobii, 1605 nucleotides long. The record is from the annotation of a GenBank genome assembly. NCBI's taxonomy places the organism in Eukaryota, Metazoa, Nematoda, Chromadorea, Rhabditida, Meloidogynidae.